This is a messenger RNA of Pelobates cultripes (western spadefoot toad), 5948 nucleotides long. NCBI's taxonomy places the organism in Eukaryota, Metazoa, Chordata, Amphibia, Anura, Pelobatidae. The record is from the annotation of a GenBank genome assembly.
AUGGAUCUGACAUUCAUCAUUGUUUUACUGGUCUUUGUGGUGGGGCCUGCACAAAGUAUUCCAAUACCAAAACCAUUUCAGGUAACAUUCUACAUCUUAAAUGCUGACUUUGUUACUGCUCUUCAAUCCUUAAAUCCAGGUAAUGAAAAUGGCACAUUAAACUUUUUAAUAAUCCAAUACUAUUUUUUUUUUUAGGAUUCCACACCUGAACUGGAAGAACAAUGUAAGUGAUUAUCUACCUUUCAUAUUUCAGUAUGAGGCACAAAAUACUUAGAAUUACUGACUGGAAAGAUUUACUAAGCAAACAGAUUAGGUUGGAAGCCAUCCUGGUGCUAUGUCUUAUUGAUAUUUGGAACAAACUGAAACAUCUUAGAUUCAAGAAAAACCACCAAAUUCCAAUGUAACGAUUGAUAUAAUUAUCUGUUAGAAUAAAUGUAUCUUUGUUUACCUUGUCACACUAUUUUUACCCACAGACACAGAUGAAAAUAAAACAGAAACUCUGGAUGUAUUCACCCGGAUUAUUAAUGGAAACAAAAGUAAAUAUCUACAUGUAUUUUUCUAUCAGUCACAUGAUAUAUUGAUGCUCACUGUCAGAGUAAUCUCUUCUAUCUAUUUAUCUAUCUAUUUAUCUAUCUUUCUCUAUUUUUUAAGUUCUACAAAAUGUGCAGGUAUGUUCUGUCUGUCUUUCUUUCUCUCUGUUUAACUGUCUGCGUGUCUGUCUAUCUAAAUAUUACGGUACGUAAGAUAAUUAAAGUAAUGCCAGACUCUUGUCUUUACGUGGUGGUAAGUUGUUAAUGCAUGUGGAUAAGUGGUUGUUUCUUAUGGAUUUAUUUUGACAAUGCUGAUCCCACCAUGUGCUCUUAGGGUAUGUUGCAAUUGAGAUUUAUUUUACUAAGACCUCUUCCUAAAAUAAUUUAUGAGUUUGAUGUGCACAGCAUUGCUUGAAACUUUAUUUACCUAUUUAUACUAAACAGUCAAUUAAAUAAGUAAUUAAUUAAAUAAAACUGAGCUAAUCUAGAAAAAAAAACACCUGGUUUGAAGGUUUUGCUGUAAAGUUACUGUAACUGAAUGGGGGUCUUUUAUCCUUUUCUCUUCUAUUUGCAGACAUUAAUAUUCCGGUACAUGAUGGCGAUAUCAUCAUAAACAGAGCGGGUCGCAGUGCCAUGAAAGAUGCAGGAUGUUUCUGGCCAAAAUCUUCAAAUGGGACAGUCAUUGUGCCUUACAGCCUUUCCCCUAAAUACAGUGAGUUUUCUUGUUUUUUUCAGUUAUUAUAAUAUUUAAAUAAAUUUAGGGAUGUUUUGAUUAAAUGAAGAAUCUUAUCUCCUUUUUUCGUGUAGCUACUGAUCAGGUGGAUCUGUUUAAGAAUGCCAUGCAAGAGAUCGAAUCUGUAACCUGUGUGCGAUUUGUUAAUCAUACAACCGAGGUGUCCUACCUGAAUAUUGUGGAAACAGGAGGGUAAGUACUGAAACCUUUCUUUAUAUGUAGGGAUACACCGGGAGUGUCUAAUUUGAAAGACCAAAGGUAAUUUACAAAGGUUGUGUGUUUUAAAGCAUUUUCACUUAGGUGACAGACAGACCUUUCCAGCUCAUAUGAAGGGCCUUUUCAUAUUAAUACAUAGGCAAUCAAUAAAUUGUUCUCAAAUUAAAAUUAAAACUACGUUCCACAUCACGGAUAUUACUUUAUUGUUCUCGGUGUGUCCUAUGCUCUGUUGUUUAAUAUAAACUAAUUGAUACACUAUAUAUAUGAACGAACCUCCAGUUAUGCCUAGCAUAAAUCUGCUAAUUUUCAAAAAAUAUUUCAUAAUUAGAUUUCUUUUAAUAAAUAAUGAUUCCUUAUUUUAUACCAUCAGUUGUGCAUCCGUUGUUGGAAGAACAGGCAUCGCCCAGGAUAUAUAUCUGGAUUCCAGCACUUGCAUGUCCAGAGGGACCAUUCAGCAUGAGCUAGAACAUAGUCUGGGAUUUUACCAUGAGCAUUCCCGGAGUGACCGUGAUGACUAUGUUACCAUUAUGACCGAGUAUAUAUCACCAGGUAACCAGUGCAGUGCUAAUCCAUGUCAUAAAUACAUAAUCUCUGUAAGAGUAAAAUAUCGUAACUCACUUAUUAAUUCUAAAAUCAUAAAAAGUCAAAAAACAAAGAGCCAAUAAAGUAUUUCUUUUACACUUGUUUAAUGAAAUUAAGACUAUUUAAUUUAACUGAAGUAGUGUAAUAAAUAAAAAGUGAGGAACUUACCAUUAUUUCAAGAUUUAUCCUGCAAUUAAGUUCAGCUUAACUCCAUUGCAUGUUAACACUGAGGAGAAGUGAGGAACGAAUUAUACAGAUCUUUGUAUCCACACAUCAUCUAGGUACAUUCUUAAACAUCCUAUUAUAAACAUUGAGCAGUUAUUGAUUUAAGUCUGUUUUUUCUUUUAGAAAAUCUUGGUAACUUUAAAAAGACGGACACGAAUAACCUGAAUAUGGAAUAUGACUACUACUCUGUGAUGCAUUAUCCCACGUAAGUACCAUACUGUCUCUCUGAACUACAUUGUUAAACACAAUACCAAAUGUCCUGGAUGUCCAUGUGUAGAAUGUACCAGUGAUUUCUUAUCUGUUCUACAUAGAUUUUCAAUACUGAAUGUAAUUAAACAAAAACUCAAAGCAUCAUAACCACUAUAUUACACUGUAAUGGUUAUAAUGCCAGGAGUCCCCUGGAGCCCCUUCCCUAGUUUAAGUAGUUAAAUAAUUUGCUAACAGUUUGAUAUCUUUCUUGGGAUACACCAGUUGUCUCUCAACUAUUGAUAUUGAGAGCUGGAAGCUCCUGCUAGACACUUCUGUAAGUUUUCCUGUGCUAAGUCCUGCAGUGCUGAGCGGCAGAGAGCAGGCAACACAGGUAAAACAGGUGGAAGCGUAUUACUGGCUCCAUAACAAUUACAGUGUUCUUAGAGUGUUCUUUCAUUACAUUUCACAAAAAGGUCCUGCUUAUUGACAGUUGGUUGUCUUCCUUCUUUGUAGCUAUGCAUUCAGUAACACAUCAGGAAAAGACACAAUCAUCCCUAAGCCUGACCCUUCUAUACCCAUCGGACAAAGAGAUGGACUUAGUACCCUGGAUGUUUCUAAAAUCAAUGCCCUUUACAAUUGUGGUGAGUUGUCAAUUAUGUGAUUCCUUUAUCUGCUAACAUUGGUUAUAGCUAGAACGGAUCACUGUGCUACCUGCACAUAGAAAGUGAGACAAAUAUGGAUGACGACAGACAGAUAUUAAGGUAUUGUUUGCAUGUGUGAGAUAGUUCUUGGAAAUGGGAGAUUCAACAGGAGAGGAACAGAUACAAUAAAAUGAUAUAAAAUACCUAAAUGAACAAAUUUCCAUUAAUUUUCCGUGAUCUCACUCUUUCUAUGCUACUUGCAGAUGUCUGCUCAAUGCUGCUUAGUAAUGUCAACGGGACAGUGACCUCAGCCAACUACCCAAAUAAUUACCCCAAUAACAGCAACUGUGUUUGGCUGAUCAGAGUUCCAUCUGGACAGGUAAUUAACUGUUGCAUUACCAGAUACCUUGCAGUAAAGUUCAAGGGGGGUGACCGCUUAUUCAGGGACUAUGAUUUGCAUUAAAGUACAUUUCAUUCCAUUGUAAUAUGUUGUUGGUUCCCCCUUAAUGGUAUACAGCCACACUGCCUUGUUUGCUUUUAUUUUUGAUUACAUUCUAGGAUCAGUAAACUAAUUUUACCUCACAAUAUUAUAAAAAUUUUAUUAUUCAUUUUUCUUUAUUAUUAUUUGCAGGUUGUUCUGAAAUUAGAUUUUCUUGAUGUUGAGUCCUCUAUUGGCUGCUCUGCAGACUAUAUUAGAAUUUAUGAUGGACCCAGUAAGACGUCUCCUGUGCUAUUAGACAAAACAUGUGGUAUGCCACUGAUCCUUCCAAUGACAUCGUUAUCUAGCCAGGUGCUCAUUGAGUUUGUCUCUAACCAGAAUGGAAGUGGAAGAGGCUUCAAUAUCACCUAUAAGUCAGGUAAUUCUGUCAUUCCUUUGUUUCGUGAUCUUAUUGUAUUUUUGAUUUUAUAGCACAUCUUACAAGACCUUAUCCAUCAGACACAUUACACUAAAGGUGAAAAGCAUUUUCCUUAGCUACAAGUCACAGUGAACUAAGUUUUAUUGCGGUAUAAUUCUAAGUAUAUAACUAAAAUUGUGUUGUAUAUAGGAAAUCUGUUAAUUAUACGUUUCAUUUUCUAUGUUAUAUUUGGUUCUAAAUAUCUUGAAAAAUAUAUAGACUAGAAAAUGUCAUAUUUAACUCUACAUGAAGAUUUUCUUGAGGGCUGAUAAAACAGCACUUUCUCUACAUCCAGCUUAUUGUGAAUGAACUGACAAUAUAAGUAGAACUAAAUUAGAGAAGGUCUCAUUCUGUGUAGAACUGUGACCGUUGCAAAAGGUAAAUCUCAGUGGGAAAUGGAUAGAAAAAGAGCAAAACCAGAGUGAAGUCUUAUAAAAGAUGGGCGCAAUGCCCUUUAAAAAAGUGCAAAAAUAUGCAAAGCUAGCAGUAGGAGGUACUGUGUCUUCUACCACUUCUAUUGCUAUAUCUAAAUAUAUCAUGCAAGUUUUAUCCUAGAUAUUAUUCUUGUUAAAGAGCGAACUUUUUAGGUGAAAUUAUUGCGUGCACACUAUAGAUAAAAAAUAAAUCAUAUGUAAUUCAUUCCCUUUAGCAUUAUUAAUAUGCCAGCUGUCCUUUUGAAUAGUUUUCUUUUGAAAUAAUGCUACAUUUGUAAUAAUUACACCUACUCCUACUAAAAGAAAAUUUAUUUUAAAGGUUACUUUUAACUUUGUAUAUUUAAUUUAAAUUGACAUUAGCCAUUUUCUUCUUUUCUAAAAUCAGUAAAAAUAUUUAAAACAUAUAGAAAUGAUACUCUACUUUACUAAAAUCAAUCCUUCCCUUACAGUACAAUGUGGAGGUGAGUUUUAUGCUCCUGCAAAGAACUUCACUUCUCCUGGAUACCCGAAUGGCUACCCUCCAAAUUUGAACUGUACAUGGAUAAUUUCCGCUCCUCCUCAGUACAAGGUAUGAUGUUUUUCAUGGAAGGAAUAAGCAAUUGCUCUAUAGGAAAAUACUGUGGACUCUCCAGAACAAUCUCUGCUGCUGCAACAAAUGUUGUAAACUGAAAUUCAACAUGUGGUCUCACACUCAAACUCUGCCAAUAUGGCUACAAUUCUGUAAUUUACUAUCAUCAUAUAUAACAAAUGUUCUGUAUAGUGAAAUUAUUAAUUUGGCUUUUUGAAAUCUCAUACAUUUGCUCUUGUUUGAUAAAGUUUGAUUGUCAGGAUUCAAAAGGCAGAUGGAAAAGUACAAUUUGAGGAAUUAACUUAAUUAGCUGGCAUUAUAAUGCAUCUAUCGUUGGGUUUUGUGACAUGCAGGGUACUAAAACAUAUUAUUUGUUCUUGAUUCUUAUAGAUCUCUUUAACUAUAAACAACUUUGAGCUUGAGCCUAUGUUCUAUUCGAUGUGCAGCCGUGACUCUCUGUCAAUAUAUAAUGGACCAGAUGCUGACUCUCCACUGAUCGGAGAAUUUUGUGGUGUUCGAUAUCCCCGUUCUAUUACUUCAAGUGGAAAUUCAAUGUUUCUACAAUUUCUUACUGAUUUCUCCAUCCAAUAUAAAGGAUUCAAAGCUUCAUACAAAUUUGGUGAGUAUUGCAAUGUCCCUCACAUAACUGACUUACACCCAUUUACCAAGUCAUUAAAUUUUAUGUAUUGGCCACAGUGAUUGUACGGCUUUCCUGUCCAUCGCGAUCCACUCAUAUUAGGACAAGCUUCCUAUAUAUUAUAUAUAUUCCUAAUAUAAAAUUGUAUUUAGUUCUUUAAAAGAUUACUUUGUGAUGAUAGUAAUAUGAUCCUUUACACUACAGUGUGAAAUUAACAAAAUGAACAAAAGCUGUAAUCGAUACGACCUAUUUUGUCCCUUACAUAUUUUUGUGUUUUCCAUUGCAGUGCCAAAGUAA